AUGGCCGAGGAAUUGAGCAAGAACUUCGAGACUCUCCAGCUCCAUGCGGGCCAGGUGCCUGACCCCGCGACGAACUCGCGCGCCGUCCCCAUCUACGCGACCACGAGUUUCACUUUCAAUGACUCUGCCCACGGCGCGAGGCUUUUCGGCCUCAAGGAGUUCGGCAACAUUUACAGCCGUAUCAUGAACCCCACGGUCGAUGUCUUCGAGAAGCGUAUCGCAGCGCUCGAGGGUGGUGUCGCCGCCCUGGCCACCUCUUCCGGUCAGGCUGCCCAGUUCAUUGCCAUCAAUGCGCUCGCUCACGCCGGUGACAACAUUGUCUCUACCUCCCUGUUGUACGGCGGCACCUACAAUCAGUUCAAGGUGUUCCUCCCGCGUCUGGGCAUCCACACCAAGUUCGUCGACGGCGACCGCGUCGAGGACAUUGCCAACGCCAUUGACGAGAAGACCAAGGCUGUCUACGUCGAGAGCAUUGGCAACCCCAAGUACAACGUCCCUGAUCUGGAAGCCAUCGCCAAGGUUGCGCAUGAGAAGGGUGUUCCCGUCAUUGUUGACAACACCUUCGGCGCUGGUGGCUACUUCAUUCGCCCUAUCGAGCACGGCGCCGACAUCGUCGUCCACUCUGCCACCAAGUGGAUCGGCGGCCACGGCACAACUAUUGGUGGUGUCAUUGUCGACAGCGGCAAGUUCAAGUGGGACAACGGCCGCUUCCCCCAGAUGACCGAGCCCUCCGACGGCUACCACGGCCUCAAGUUCUGGGAGACGUUCGGCCCCAUCACCUUCAUCAUCCGCGCUCGCGUCGAGAUCCUCCGCGAUCUUGGAGCGUCCCUCAACCCCUUCGCCGCCCAGCAGCUCCUGAUCGGCAUCGAGACCCUGUCUCUCCGUGCCGAGCGCCACGCGCAGAACGCUCUUGCCCUGGCCAAGUGGCUAGAGGCCAGCGAGUAUGUCAGCUGGGUCUCUUACCCCGGUCUGGAGAGCCACCCGUACCACGAGACGGCUAAGAAGUACCUCAAGCGCGGUUUCGGUGGUGUGCUCAGCUUCGGCGUCAAGGGUGGCGGUGCUGCCGGCAGCCAGGUUGUCGACGGCUUCAAGCUGAUUUCCAACCUGGCCAACGUUGGUGACUCCAAGACUUUGGCCAUCCACCCCUGGACCACUACCCACGAGCAGCUGUCAGACGAGGAGAAGACGAGCUCUGGUGUCAGCGAGGACCUUAUCCGUAUCUCCGUCGGCACGGAGCACAUCGACGACAUCAUCGCCGACUUCGAGCAGGCGUUCAAGAACGCUGCCGCCGCCACGACCGCCGGCAAGGCCGCUACCGCUGCCGAGACCAAGAAGGACGACGCGCCGCUGGCGCCAUAA
Colletotrichum truncatum is the source of this 1359-nucleotide messenger RNA. NCBI's taxonomy places the organism in Eukaryota, Fungi, Ascomycota, Sordariomycetes, Glomerellales, Glomerellaceae. The record is from RefSeq and is a predicted model, not a curated record.